This is a messenger RNA of Fusarium musae, 489 nucleotides long. RefSeq lists its product as uncharacterized. Bases 1 to 489 code for a protein of 162 amino acids. The record is from RefSeq and is a predicted model, not a curated record. The transcript has a single exon. NCBI's taxonomy places the organism in Eukaryota, Fungi, Ascomycota, Sordariomycetes, Hypocreales, Nectriaceae.
AUGACCAAAAACCAGAUCUUGUUCUCGGUCGAUAACCAAACACCGUUCACCCUAGUCCCAAACCCAACAACAUUCAGUGACUGGGGCGACUUUGCCGCAGGCCCAACAUCAGUAAGCUUUCCUACCAAAAAACCCCGAACCUCCAUGCUAAAAGGCAUCAAGGUCAAACCUUUCCAGAAAGGAGACGGCGGCCAUGUAAUGUCUUCGCAAUCACCGUUCGUCGGCUCCGCAGGAAUAGUCGGAUAUUCAUUCACCAGCAAGAAUGGCGCCACUGUUUACAUUCGUCUUCUUGCGAGUAACCCGUACCUGAGCGUUCGCGACAACUGGGCAUGCGUCUCGUUUGCUUCCUUCGACCAGGGUAUCAACCAGGAUGCUUAUAAUCACCAUUAUUAUAAUGAACCCCGUCACGCCAGCAUGGAAUUCGAAGGGAGGACCCUUAAAGUGAGCAUCCGCCAGCGAGAUCUUGACGGACGACUGAUUUUGAUGUAG